This is a messenger RNA of Cylindrotheca closterium, 2730 nucleotides long. Lineage: Eukaryota; Bacillariophyta; Bacillariophyceae; Bacillariales; Bacillariaceae. The record is from the annotation of a GenBank genome assembly.
AUGGACGAGGAAAAAGAAAAGAAGGAGCGUAGAACUCGCCGGGCAAGAGAAGAGCAAGAGGCGAAGCAGCAAAGUGCCAAAGGAAAGUCAUCUGGAUCUUCCGUAGCAGCUCCAGACGUGAGCGAACACAGCAAUCGUUUGUCUCGCUCAAAGAGAUAUCCUUCCAGUCGAUCAAGUGAAGAUCGAGAGGCAAAGGAAAGAGCCAGAGAAAGAGGAAAGUCUUCGCGUUCCGAAGUAGGUGCUCACAGUGAAUCCAAUCGGCCACGUUCCAAGCGAGAUAAAACACGGGUUAAGUCUUCGGACUCCCGUAGAACCCGACAAGACCAAGAUGCGAAGGAUAGAGCCAGAGGAGGAAGAUCUGCGCAUAGCGCUUCAAACGGGUCACGUUCCAAGAGAGAUGAAGAAGCCAAAGCUAGGGGUAAACGUGGUUCUGGAGCAUCCAAACCUGGAGCUGAGCCCGGAUCAAGGCGUGAAAACAAGGAGACUCGCAAGGCCAGUAGGCGUGGAAAGGAAGGGGGGAUCGCUGAUCUCCCUAUAGUUAACGCAUCGGAUGAUCAAAAACUUACAGAGCCCGUGGCAAAUACUCCAGGCGGUGAGGAAGGAUACAGACUUGAAGCCUUGGCUGUUGAAGACCAGCAAGACGAUAGAGUCCAGAACCUUGAAGAAAGAAACAAGGCCAUACAAAAGCAGAUGGACGAUUUGAAGCGCACCCUUGAUAACCGAAACAAUGAUGUUGAAGAGGAAACUGAAGAUCCACCCCCCUCAUCAUCAAACAAGAAGAAGUAUCUGGUUCCGUUCGCCAUUUGUGCCGUUCUUGCGAUUGUGAUUGCGGUUGUUGUGGUCUUUGCUAUUCCAAAAGGCGAAGAUGACCCUUCAGAGUCCAAUGAAGUAAACGAUCUCAUCAACACCGAUCCUGACACGGACAAUCCAACCGUCCUGCAGAGUGCUUCGCCAACGGAAUCUCCCACGGCCUCCUGUACCUCGCUUUUGUUCGAACCGCCAUCUUUGGGCGAUUGUAUUGCGAUCCGAGGCCAACGAGAAGUUGCAGGCCAGGACGCAAUGAAAUUAGAAGAAAUUGAAAUGGUCUUGGACAUUUCACUGUUCGACGAAAACCCUGAGACGGACACUUGGCGAACCCAAAUAUUGACUUUUGUUGAGGAGGCAUUCACUCCUUCUCUUGCCGGAUGCGAUAGUGUUGACUCUAAUUCACCACUGAGCUGCAUUCGGUAUGUGGUUGCCAAUGCUGCUUUAGUCAGUGGUGCAAUGGGGCAGAGACGCGCGCUGCAGGAUGAGUCCUGUGAAGAUGGUGCUGAAUUGCCGUGCCAGCGUACAAAAAUCGAUCUUAACCUCUUUCUCAAGGGCGAUGUCAGCUUUUUGGCUCUCAGCUCUCUCAUCUUGGAAGAUGUGGACUUGCCCAACUUACUAUCAGCUGUGUUUUCUGGAGAUUCAGUCAUCCAGAACGUGAAGCUCAUUGCGAUCCAAAGACGGGUUGAGGCUGAUACCCUUCCACCAACAGCAAGUGAUCCUUCUUCGAAGAUUCCCUCUGAAAUGCCGUCGAUGGAUCCGACGAGACAACCUGUCACAUUCCCAACCACGGAAGAGCCUACGAAAGGUCCUUCAAAGGCUCCAAGUGCUGUUCCAAGUGCUGUUCCAACUUUGACUCCAACAACGCCAAGUCCAACUAUGCCGGAUUCUACCCCCGGUCCCACAGCCCCUCCAUCCAAGAUUCCGACUCGUUUUCCAACACCCACCCCGACCCAAACCCCGACGUUGGUCCCAGUCCCGGACCCUACUCCCCUUCCCACAGCCACCCCUUCAAGAUCUCCUUCGCGCAGUCCCACAGAGCAUCCUUCUAUAAGCCCCAGUCCGGCACCUACCGUUGCCCCAAGUGAUGCCCCAUCAAGCAUUCCCACAUGUUAUUUUCCUAUUGUUACACCAAAAUUAUAUUUUGCGAACCCUGACGAGAGUUCCCGUGCCAACCAUACAUCGUACGCUGCCACUCUCGGGAUGACAUUGGCAACAGUGAGAGAUACUAGUGAGUAUGAACAAAUUCGAGCAAUUUACAAAUAUUUUGAGGUUGGAUUGUGGCUCGGAGCAGCCCAAGAUCCAGCAGGAAUAUGGCAAUGGGAUGGGGAUAAUUGCCCAUUUUACACAGCUACGGACGGUUGUUUGCAACCUGGGGGUUGUUUCUGGAAUCCAGGAGAACCGAAUAGCUUUCAAGGACUGGAGACUGCUUUGGAAUUCAAGGAACAUCCGACUACAAACGAUGACUUUGGUUACAAUGACUUCAACCCCACAAUGAACCUAGCUGGAAUCUAUGAAAAGCCGCUAUCGUCUGUUUGCAAAGAACAAGCUUACUAUUGCGCGCCUUCUAUGACGUAUGCGGAACACGUUGGUAAUGCUACUGCAAUGGGUAUGAGCUUGGCCAAGGUCAAGGAUCUAGAUGAUCACCUUUGCAUCACAGGAAUAGUAUCAAUUGUCGCUCCUGCUGUUGGCUAUGUACAUUUUCUUGGUGGCAAUGACUCGGAAUCGGAUGGUGUUUGGAAGUGGGAAGGCGAAACUGACCCAUUUUACACUACAGCGGACGGUUGUUUGCAACCUGGUGGGUGUUUUUGGAGAAGCGGCGAGCCCAACAAUUUUCGCGGUCCUGAAAAUGCAUUGGUCUUUGAUGUUACAGGAUGGGGUGAUUACCCAGAAGAGUUCUCACGGCCUGGGAUCUAUGUAAAAUAG